AUGAAAUCUGUUCCAUACGUAUGUUAUGGCAAUUGUUUGUACGUUGAGUCAAAAAUAGCUAAUGUCACAGGUAUUUCAGGAGUUAAUAGUAAAGGUUCAGUAGAAUAUAAAUCCUUCUGUUAUGCAGUAAAUUCAAUGUUCAUUCCAAACGUUCCUGUCAUAGCAACUCAUUUAGGUAAAUGGGUUCACAUUAGUCCUCAUAAUUUGAAAGACAUGCAAUUCAGACUUGUUGACUUUCAAGGAGAGCCUGUAGAACUGAAGGCACCAGUGCGAAUGACUGUUGAAGUUGACUUUUUAGAAAAUAUUAAAUGCAACGGCUUACAAGAGAACUCAGAGCUAAAAAUAUAA
Messenger RNA from Trichomonas vaginalis G3, 348 nucleotides. RefSeq lists its product as uncharacterized. The transcript has a single exon. The record is from RefSeq and is a predicted model, not a curated record. The coding region runs from base 1 to 348 and encodes 115 amino acids. Lineage: Eukaryota; Parabasalia; Trichomonadida; Trichomonadidae.